GCUCAUGUACCUACGCUUAUCCUUAAUGCAAUUAUCAAUGGCCAUAGUUCAAUUCAAGGCACCUUCUUAAAACAACAACUUCUGUAUACCUCUCUCUUACUCUAUCUCUAUGUAUACUCUCUUGCAUGCAAAGGCCCUCUUCCCUCUCUUCAAACACUUUCUCCACAAUAACAAGAAGUCACUCUUUCACACCUAAGUGGCAUCCACUCCUACUUUGUUAUAAAAUGGCUCUGCUUAGAGUCCCAUUUAUUUGUUUGCUCUGUUGGGUUUUAGUUUUAUCAUUGCUGUGUUCCAUUACUAAAUGUGGUGGUUCUGACGUUCAUGUGAAGUUCUUGAAGGCCCCCCAUGCAUUCUCUCACUCUAAGUCAGCAUCAUUUGCUUUCCAAGUUAUUAACUCUGGUAGUGGGGACCCUUGCUCAAACUGCACCCUCAGUUGCAAGCUGGAUGAUGCGAUCACAUCAGUGUGCACAAAUGGAAAGGUUACAUACAAAAGCUUGGAGGAUGGAAAUCAUACUUUUGAAGUCUGCACCAGACAUCAAGGACUUGGCUGUGCCACCUAUAACUGGACUGUUGAUACUACUCCCCCAACAGCAGAUGUUACAGCCUCAGCAUCUUUUACAAGUUCUUUAAAUGUGUCUGUAAACAUAUCUUUCACAGAACCCUGUAUAGGUGGAGGUGGCUUUGGAUGCAAGUCGGUAAAUGCCUGCAAUCUUCUUGUCUAUGGUGCUGGCCAGGUCAUUCCAUCUUCCUUUAGAAUUAUACAGCCAAACCUCACGUAUUCUCUUCUUGUUAGUCUAUCGUCUACAGUUCAAUAUGGCCGGGCAAUCCUUGUAAUGGAUAGGAACUUCUGCACUGACCGUGCUGGCAACAGCUUUAUGAGAAUGCCAAAUUCAACUGUUUAUAUACAUUUUGACAGAAGAAAGGUUUAUGUCAACAUCAGGACUCAUGUACCAGAAGAGCUACUUCAACUUGACAGCGAAACUAGAACAGUACAGGCAACUAAUGACCAUGAUAGGCUAAAGAUAUAUUUGUACUUCUCAGCUCCAGUUCUGAAUUCUUCUACAGAAAUUUUGAAUUCUAUCAACAUUAGUCAGGGUUCACUUCUUCUAAAUAAUGCAAAAAGUCUUGGAAAUCGUAGAUUUGGAUUCACGAUUGCUAAUAUCUCCUCUACUGCUAUAAUAUCAGUUGACUUCAAUUCGGAGUCUAUAAUAUCCAGACAAGGGACUCAAGUUUCUCCAAUUGCACCAGUUACUUUCCUUUAUGAUAUUAAGAGGCCUGCUGUGAUGUUGAGUACAUAUAGCAUGAGGACGAGAGAGCACAAUCUCCAGAUAUUAGUUAAAUUUGUGAAGCCUGUUUUUGGCUUCAACUCCUCUUGCAUAUCAAUUUCUGGGGGUUUAUUAAAAAGUUUCCAUGAAAUAAGUCGGAGCACAUACAUGGUUGAGUUACAAGCAGAUGAUGAUCUAGUAUUUAUUAGUGUUCCUGAGAAUGUAACACGAGAUGUUGCUGGAAACAAAAAUCUAGCUUCCAAUUUUCUACAAGUGAGGCACUACUCUAUGCCUCUCAUUUCUUCUGUGGUCUCUGCAUUUGCAACUGCUUGUUUUGUGCUGACAUCUAUUGUUGCGGGCUUUCUUACUAUCUCAACUGCAAACCUACAAUCUGUUGGUACAUUUACAAGAUCAUCAUCUUUCUUGGUCUUGGAUCCGGCAAGGAAUCUUCUUAGAAUUUUGAGCCAUAUUCAGGUGUUUGCACUAUCUAGAUGGUUAACAGUUAAAUUGCCAGUCGAGUUUUACGAAUUUGCCAGACAUUUACAAUGGACCGUACCCUAUUUUCCUGUUCCAUGGGAAGCUGAACCUAUGAACCUGUUUAUGGUAGGCUCUAAUCCUUUUGGGAGCUCUAACUUCAUCACCAAAGCCCCAGCAACAAUCCCAAAGAAGUUCUUGGACAAGAGUUUGAAUUUGGCCGCUUCAGUGUAUGGAUCACCACUUACUUCUUCCGAGUACCUGCAAUACUUUGAGAGCGGAAAUAUGAAACCAGAAGCUGAAUAUCUUUUGGAUUCACAACAUUCCGCUGGAUGGACAGAAUUUUAUAGAAGCAUGUUUUGGUUAGCUGUGAUCUGUGGUGGUUUAAUGGUUCUGCAUGCUUUUCUCCUCAUUGUCCUGAAAUUUGGGAAGAGAAAUUCUGAGAAGGAUAAAAUACAUGGAGCACUCACAUUCCCUAGAUUUGAAAUGUUUCUUAUAUUUCUUGCACUACCUAAUGUUUGCAAGUCCUCUGGUGUGCUUCUUCAAGGGGGGUCUCCUUCUGGAUUGGCAGUUGGAAUUCUACUGUUGGUUUUUGUGGGCACUGUUCUUCUAGCUUUGUUCAUGUUCCUCUCUAUUGGAAUCACAUUUGGAAAACUACUUCAAUAUAAGGAAGUUCAUCAAGAAGGUGAGACAUUUCACUGGUACCAAGAGCUUGUGAGAGUAACUCUGGGGCCAGGUAAAAGAGGCCAGUGGACAUGGAAAGAACAACCUAAAUCUGUUAAUCUAACCAUCUUUGGACCACUGUUUGAAGACUUAAGAGGCCCUCCUAAGUACAUGCUUUCACAGAUAGCUGGUGGCAGCGGCAAUCCUCCGAGUCAAAGAGACUGCAUCAUUGCCUCUGAUGAUGAAACAGAAGAUGCAGAAGCACCUUUCAUUCAAAAGUUGUUUGGCAUUCUUAGGAUAUACUACGUGUUCCUUGAAUCCAUAAGACGUGUCUCAUUGGGAAUUUUGGCAGGUCUCUUUGUUCUGACUCAGCCAUCUAAGAGUCCGGUGAUUAUCGUGCUGUCCAUGACCUCUUUUCAGCUAUUCUUCAUGCUGCUAAAGAAGCCUUUUAUAAAGAAAAGGGUUCAGUUAGUGGAGAUUAUCUCACUCGCCUGUGAAGUUACUUUAUUUGCUACUUGUUUAGUCCUCUUGAAGAAGGACAUUUCUGUGAGUGCUGAGACUAAGUAUGGAAUUUUUAUGCUUGUGCUGUUCCUAAUAGGGUAUUGUGCACAGAUCACUAAUGAAUGGUAUGCUUUAUAUAUCCAAGCAAAGAUGCUGGACCCUGAGGAAAAAUCACUCUUGACAGGUUUGAAAAAUGCCUCCAUUGGGUUUCUUUUGUAUUUUGUCCCUCAAAAGUGCAUCAAAGAUUUGGAAAAGAGGUUACCACAAAAUGACAAUGUGAAUGAAGAGCCUAGAGACACUGCUUCGGGCGCUGACAGAUCCAGGCGCUCGAGUAGCAGGAGCUCAGGUACACCUGAUGGAGCAUGGUUGAAACAACUAAGGGGAUUUGCAAAGUCUAGCUUCGGUAGGGAAAGAAGUGGAACUAGAAAUGAUCCUUCUACUAGUGGCACUACUGGAUGGAGUGGGUUAUGGGGAAACAAAAGGAGUGGGAGCUCAUCUUCUGAGUUCAAGUCAAAAUCAAGUUCAUUGUACAAAGAUUUGGAAGCCAUUUUUGCUUCCAAGUGAAAUUAAGUCAUACAGAAAAUAGUUAGAUUUGUAUGUAAUUUAAAACAAUUUGCAGCUUACUGUAAUAAUUGUACGCGGAUUUGCCAUCCAUUCCAAUUAACUUGUUUGUCGUGUCUAGAUGAUCUACCAUUCUUUCUAUUGUAUUUGCAUAUUAUGAAGUUUGCUAUGCUACAUGCACGCACACGCCAAAA
Molecule: messenger RNA, 3658 nt
Organism: Glycine soja
Lineage: Eukaryota; Viridiplantae; Streptophyta; Magnoliopsida; Fabales; Fabaceae
Exons: 13
Coding region: 126-3467 (1113 amino acids)
Source: RefSeq, a predicted model, not a curated record